GCUUUGUCUCAUACACAGUAUCUAAUUGUAAUAUAUUAUCGGGCAAAGCGCCCAUAGAAAACAUCCUCUGACGUUACGUUACUUUCUCUUUUAGCAUCGCAUUUCCUUUCCCUAACCGGCCGGCAAAAUCCACUUCCAAUUUUCCUGCGAAAUCUUCACUUCCCCCCCCCCCCUUCUUACAAUAACCCUACGAAGAAGGGGCAAAUCCCUCGUAUAACCCAAACCUUGAAAAUUGUUGCUGUCACUUCUCCUCAACUCUAAACCGCCCCCCAAUCCCAAUCGUUACUUGUUAGGGAAAAAAGGUUGAAGAAAGAAACCGGAGAAUUGGUCCGUGAAGGGUCAAAAGCAUCGACUAUGGCGACGACUACGACGAACCUUGGAGCGGGCAGCGAGGACCGGGUCAUGGCCACGGCUCAGCAGAUCUUGAAGAGUCUCAACACUCCAAAAGAGGUUCGUGAGGACAUGCUGUUGAUUUUCUCGAGCUUUGACAACCGCUUGUCUAACAUCACAGAUUUAGUCAACGAAAACUCGGAUGCCACCGGCUGCCGCUUUGAGGCUGCCGAGAAAGUGAUUCUACGGUGGGAUUCUUCAUCUUCUUCCUCCAACGUCGACGCUUCUCGUCACUCUAUCCCUUGGGAAGACUCUCCCGAUGAAGCUGCCGAGUUCCUCUCGGCUGUCGACGAAAUCCUUAAAUUGGUUGCCGAUAUGUCGAUUCGGUCUGAUAAUAAAAUGAUGGACCGGGCGGAGACGGCUAUUCAGAUGGCUAUGUCGAGGCUAGAAGACGAGUUUCGGCUUAUUUUGAUUAGGAACACCGUUCCGCUUGAUAUGGAGAGGCUUUAUGGUUCGAUCCGGAGAGUUUCUCUUUCAUUCGCGGCAAAUGAAGGGGAAAUUGGUGAGGAAUUCGAGAGUUUCGGAGAAGUUGAUAGUGAAAGAGGGUGCUUUCACGACCGAGGACCGAGUUUAGGUGAUGAUUUAUUUGUGGAUUUGAUAAACCCUGAUGCUGUUCUGGAUUUGAAAGAGAUUGCUGAGAGGAUGAUCAAUGCUGGGUACGAAAAAGAGUGUGUUCAAGCUUAUAGUAAUGUUAGGCGUGAUGCUUUGGAUGAGUGUUUAGUGAUUCUUGGAGUUGAGAAGUUAAGUAUUGAGGAAGUUCAGAAGAUUGAAUGGAAAGCUUUGGAUGAAAAGAUGAAGAAAUGGAUUCAGGCAGUUAAGAUUACUGUUAGGGUUAUUUUGAAUGGGGAAAAGAGACUUUGUGAUCAGAUUUUCAGUGGGUCGAAUUCGAUUAAAGAGAUUUGUUUUAAUGAGACCGCUAAAGGGUGUGUAAUGCUGUUGUUGAAUUUUGGGGAAGCAGUGGCUAUUGGGAAAAGAUCAUCUGAGAAGCUGUUUAGGAUCCUGGAUAUGUACGAUGUGUUAGAAGAUGCAUUGCUCGAGUUUGAGAUGAUGUUCACGGACGAAUAUAUGUAUAUCGAGGCAAAGGGAGUGUUGGCUGGAUUAGGGGAUGCUGCGAAAGGGACAUUUUUCGAGUUUGAGAAUGCUGUGAAGAAUGAGGCUUCAAAGAAACCUAUGCAGAAUGGGGAGAUUCAUCCGCUUACUCGUUAUGUGAUGAAUUAUGUGAAACUUCUUGUGGAUUAUAGUGAGACUUUGAAUUCGUUAUUGGAGAGUGAUGAGGAUGAAAUAGACGGAUUGCAGAGUGAACAUGGUGAGCUAGAGACUGUGACUCCAUUUGCCAAACGGUUGCUGUUGUUGAUAUCCUCUUUGGAAUCCAAUCUCGAGGAGAAAUCAAAACUUUACGAGGAUGGUGCAUUACAUUGUAUCUUUCUAAUGAAUAAUAAUCUGUAUAUAGUGCAAAAGGUGAAGGAUUCUGAGCUAAGAAAGCUUUUGGGAGACAAUUGGGUCCGUAAACGCCGUGGCUCGAUUCGCCAGUAUGCUACAAGUUAUCUGAGGGCUUGUUGGAUCAAAGCUUUAUAUUGUUUGAAAGAUGAAGGAAUCGGUGGUAGCUCGAAAAAUGCCUCCAAGGUAGCCUUGAAGGAAAGAUUUAAGAGCUUUAAUGCAUGUUUCGAAGACAUAUAUAGGAUACAGACUGGUUGGAAGGUCCCAGAUCCUCAACUUCGUGAAGAGCUUCGAAUUUCUAUUUCAGAGAAAGUGAUUCCAGCUUAUCGCUCCUUCAUGGGGAGGUUCGGGAGUCAGCUAGAUAGUGGAAGACAUGCUGGAAAGUACAUCAAGUAUACAUCUGAUGAUUUAGAAAACUAUCUAUUGGAUUUGUUUGAAGGAGCACCUCUUGUUCUUCACCAUAUGAGACGAAAGAGUACAUAGGGUACUGAACUCUCGAUACAGGUAUAUGCCCUUUCCGCUCACCAAGGACUAAUCGGAGCGAGUGUAUUACCGAUAUAUGUAUCUGAUGACCUUUUUUAACUUUUCUUUUGAUCUGUUUGUUGUUUUAAACACAGGUUUUGUGAAAGCUACUCCACCCUUUAUAAACUGUAUCUUGUACAUGUUUAUAGUUUCUAUAUGUGUGGAUUUUCUUGUGGUUCUUAUAGUUUUAUUUCAUGAAACACCAUUAGCAUUGUGGCAAUAUUGUUACCUCUUCAUUUUGUCA
Messenger RNA from Hibiscus syriacus, 2593 nucleotides. Its product is annotated as exocyst complex component EXO70B1-like. The record is from RefSeq and is a predicted model, not a curated record. Bases 355 to 2310 code for a protein of 651 amino acids. Gene Ontology annotation, biological process: exocytosis. The transcript has a single exon. Gene Ontology annotation, cellular component: exocyst. Gene Ontology annotation, molecular function: phosphatidylinositol-4,5-bisphosphate binding. NCBI's taxonomy places the organism in Eukaryota, Viridiplantae, Streptophyta, Magnoliopsida, Malvales, Malvaceae.